AUGAGAGCUUCACCUUGGAGGCCUGAAAUCCUGCAGCUCUGGAGUCCAAAAGGUGCAGUUGGUUAUGGGGAAGGUAUUUUUAAUUUGCAUUGCAGCAUUCCCAGUGUGGACGAUGAGGAAGUAGAUGCUCCACCUCCCGGCACCGCUGCGGUGAAGCGCGCAUGGAAAUUUCCACUGCUGCUGCGGGCGGUACGGCUGUACCGCGCUCACCCGAGCUCCUCUCGGACACCCUCUACGCUGCUUCCGGCCCCCCCAGAGCACCACCGAGCCGUCCCCGUGAGCUCUGCACGGGGUUUGCCAUGGCGCGAUUACCUCAGCGGCUGUCACCGGGGCUUCGGGCCGCUGGGCGCGGCGCUGCGCGGAAACCUCGUGUCCCAGUGGUGGGAAGCGGCGCUGCCCUUCCGCGAGCAGGUGCUGGCGGUGGAUGCCCCGCUGCACGGCCCGCCCGCCGCCGCCGCUUCGCAGGGCCUGCGGCUGCUGCGCUCUGAAACCCUGCACGAAGCCCUCCAGGGCAGGGGCUGUAGCCAGGAGCAGGGCGGCCUGUCGCUGGAAGAAGUGCUGGGAGCAGCGGGGAUGCUCCGUGAGAGCCUGCUCCCCGGUGCCUUGGCACAAUACGCUAGCUGCUUAGAGCUGGUGAACAGAAGACUGCCUUGUGGCCUUGCGCAAACUGGAGUGUGCUUUCACUCUGUUCCAGAGAGCGAACAACACAGCAAAAAUCAUGUAAGAAUAGGCGAAAGGACCACGUCUUUGCUUGCAUGGUUUAGUUCUCCCAGAACUACAGGACAGUGGCUGGAUUACUGGUUACGCCAGAGGCUUCAGUGGUGGAGAAAGUUUGCUGUAGCCCCAUCUAACUUCAGCAGCAGCGACUUUCAGGAUGAAAGAGGAAGAAAAGGAUUUAAUUUGCAUUACAGAUUUCCUUGGGGGACAGAAACAAUAGAAACAUUGAAGAACCUUGGAGAUACUGAACUGUUACAGAUGUAUCCAGGAGAUAGUUCAAAAUUACUUGGUCGAGAUGGAAGGAAGAAUGUUAUUCCCCAUGUUCUGUCUAUGAGUGGAAACCUGGACCGAGGAGUGUUAGCAUAUCUCUUUGAUUCGCUCCAGCUAGCUGAGAAUCCUUUAACAAAAAAGAAAAUUGCACAGAGAAAGGUACUUAAGCUUCAUCCUUGUUUAGCACCUCUUAAAGUGGCCUUGGAUGUAGGAAAAGGUCCAACAACAGAGCUGAGACAGGUUUGUCAAGGAUUGUUCAAUGAACUGUCAGAAAACAGAAUUUCUGUAUGGCCGGGCUACCUUGAAACCAUGCAGGUAUCUCUGGAACAACUUUAUACAAAGUAUGACGAGAUGGGUGUUCUCUUCAUGAUCUUGAUAACAGAUGCCACUCUAGAGAAUGGAGUGGUCCAGCUGAGAAGCAGAGAUACAACCAUGAAGGAAAUGAUGCAUAUUUCUAGGCUGACGGACUUUUUAACUAAGUAUGUAACAUCAGCCAAAAAUGUGUGAAUUUAUAUGUGUUGAAUAAAAGGAAUUUCUUAAA
Pezoporus occidentalis (night parrot) is the source of this 1528-nucleotide messenger RNA. RefSeq names its product DNA polymerase gamma 2, accessory subunit (gene POLG2). Gene Ontology annotation, biological process: mitochondrial DNA replication. The record is from RefSeq and is a predicted model, not a curated record. Gene Ontology annotation, cellular component: mitochondrion; cytoplasm. NCBI's taxonomy places the organism in Eukaryota, Metazoa, Chordata, Aves, Psittaciformes, Psittacidae. The coding region runs from base 1 to 1494 and encodes 497 amino acids. The transcript has 9 exons.